Messenger RNA from Triplophysa dalaica, 2896 nucleotides. RefSeq names its product core-binding factor subunit beta (gene cbfb). Gene Ontology annotation, molecular function: transcription coactivator activity; sequence-specific DNA binding. The coding region runs from base 429 to 992 and encodes 187 amino acids. The transcript is spliced from 8 exons. NCBI's taxonomy places the organism in Eukaryota, Metazoa, Chordata, Actinopteri, Cypriniformes, Nemacheilidae. The record is from RefSeq and is a predicted model, not a curated record. Gene Ontology annotation, cellular component: core-binding factor complex; nucleus. Gene Ontology annotation, biological process: regulation of transcription by RNA polymerase II.
ACGGUCGAUAGUGGAGAGAAUUGUGAAUGGGGGGAGUAUUUUGGGUGUACAGUCAUAAGUCGGACUCCGAGGAGCCAGGAAGUAACUGUGAGCCAUGCAGCUCAUGCGACGGAUAAAGUAGAGCGAGCAAGCGUCUGAUGUCAGCAGUCGGAGCUCACACGCGCGAGAGAGAGGAACAACAGCCCACAGCAAAUUAGUGCCAAAUUUAUUGCGGCAGUGCUCAGAGACCCCACAGGAGGCGAAAGUCGAGGCACAUUUCAUAUUUACAAGGAAGCAAAUUUAACUCUUAACUCGUUGCAACACACUUCAUCAUAAGAAGAAAAAAGACGGAAGGAAAUAAGUGCGGGACUGGGGAGUUUCAAGUCAACGCUUCUCUGUUUGCAAGUUCAGACUAGUAAAAUAACAAAAUUGAUCACAUCGCAUUCAAGAUGCCUCGGGUGGUCCCGGAUCAGAGGAGCAAGUUCGAGAACGAGGAGUUCUUCAGGAAACUCAGCCGCGAGUGCGAGAUAAAGUACACGGGUUUCCGAGACCGGCCGCACGAGGAGAGACAAGCCCGCUUCCAGAACGCGUGCCGGGACGGCCGUUCGGAGAUAGCUUUUGUGGCGACCGGCACCAACCUCUCGCUGCAGUUCUUCCCAGCCAACCUUCAUGGCGAUCAACGGCAGACGCCCACCCGAGAAUAUGUGGACUUCGAGCGGGAGACAGGAAAGGUGUACCUGAAGGCUCCUAUGAUCCUGAAUGGAGUAUGUGUGAUCUGGAGAGGCUGGAUUGAUCUUCACCGUCUGGAUGGGAUGGGCUGUCUGGAGUAUGAUGAUGAGAGGGCACAGCAGGAGGACGCUCUUGCCCAGGCAGCUUUUGAGGAAGCGCGCAGAAGGACCCGGGAUUUUGAGGACAGGGAUCGCUCACACCGCGAGGACUUGGAGAUGCCGAUGGCACAGCUCAGUCAUUUAAUAACUCAGGAGGACCCUGUGGCAUCAAAAAUCUGGGACUGAUGGCCUUCAAGGACCAGGCCCAGGAGACAGCAGGACCCCAACAUGGGCAACACUGACGAUCACAAGAUGCGCUAGCGGCAUUCAUCAAUGUGGGCAGGGAUAGGGUCAUAAGACCUCCAUCACCACGGCACUCAUCUCCAGAUGCCUCGCUUAUCACAGGACACAUCAAAGUCCACACUAGUGGGGAUUUUCGGGUGGGAUGUUUGGGAGGGGGGUAACGGUUUUACCUCUUUUAGCCUGGUGAAGGGGCUGGGUGGGUUGGGCUGGGCUUGGGCUGGUAUUGAUGUCAGUCAGAGAUUCAUUUGCAUUUAAUUCAGUCCCUCGUUUCUUCUUGGGAAUUUUGCACUAUGUGAUACAUUCAGUUCAAGUCUCCUUUCGGUAUGCAUGGUUUUCCUACCUAUGUUAGCUAUUGUUCCCCCUAUGCAAGGCAUCUUAUUUUAUUUUUUAGCCCUGUUGUAAUUAAAUGGCAUUUUUAUUGUUUUAUUCAUAUUGUGUGUGAAAGUCAGGAUGUUUACUUUUCAUAUUUCAAUUUGUUCUUUAUAUAGGCUUGUCCGUCUUUGUGCUUUGUAGGAAACUAGUAAAUGUUGUUAGCUAGAUUUGUGCAGUAUAGUAGAAUUAGUUUUUUAUCUAGAAGGACGGCGCUGAUGUUGUGGAUAAAGAGGUCUUUUUCUUCUACAAUCCUCCAUGUUCUGUGUCUUCCACACCGUUUCUGUAACAAUCAGUUGAAACAUGCUUUGAACAUAAACCAAGCAGCAGGAAGUGAAUAUCGAGGUCAGUGUUACUCUGAGCGUGCUCUAAAAAAGGUGGAGAUUUGUUUUUAUCGUCAGUUUUUAAACUGCACUGCUCUGCUUUUUUUCCAUUUAUGUUUAAUGGUUCACAAUUUUAAUGCCUUGACAGAAAUUCAGACGGACUUUUGAGUUUUUCCUGCAUAUUUUAAUUUGAUUUGAAAAUCAGUUUUCAGUGAUUGCAGUGAACCUGAAUUAAUGUCUUAAAACUGAUUUUUUUGCAUUACACAAUUUUUUUGAUUGAUAAAAAGUAAAGAAGGUAUAACAUAAAAUCAGGUUAAUGUAUGACUCGAAGAAAUUAGUAUCAUGGAAAUGAUGGCUAUUAAUGCUCUUGUUUUAUGUAUGUUAAGUGCAUAUCUCGUUAAGAUGAUCACGUACAGGUUUAGGGGAUGUAGAGUCUGUCUUCAGGAGAAUUUUUGAUAGUGAGGCGAUACAGGAUGUUAUUUGUUAAAGAUUACUGAUUAGCAUAAGGUUUGAGUGGAAAAAGAAAGGAUAGCGUAUGGGUCAGUGUACAUUGUAGCUCAGAAAUGGGCUAUAACUAUGAUCACAAAAGGCUUGCUUUUCAUAAAUUAGUAAUCUCUGAUGGUUUUUGUGAGUUUACAAGAUUUUGCAUACUUGCAUUAACAUAAAGUUUAUUUACCACAGUCAAUAAGAACAUUUAAGGCCUGAGGUUUUUUUCUGAUGCUGCGUUUAGAAGGUAUGGCCUACCUCUAGCUUAACACCAAAUAUACCCUAAAGAGAGUUAUUUAUAAAGAACAAGUUCACAUUGUCUGAGUGGUGAGGAAAAGCUAAUCUUGUUUUAGCAGAAUGUCAAAGCUUUAUAUAGUCAGACAAGGCAUUUAGGCAGCAAUGAAUGCUCAGAGAUUGAGUACCAGGUCUGAAUAUAUUUUGUAGAUGCCAGAGACAGAGAAUCUAAACAAACCGGAAUCAACAAAACAGUCCUGCUUUCAUUAUUCUGUAUAGGUGUGUCUUAUGCUGUUUAUCAAAGAAAUACCCUUUGCUGGCCCCCCAUUAGAUUUUUUUUACCCCUUUACUUAAUGCAGGCAUUAAGGCAAAUACACAACAGGUAGUGAAUGGCUUUUUUAAAUGAAUGAAUAAAUAAAAUGUUUAUUUUCUUAA